Molecule: messenger RNA, 3377 nt
Organism: Carica papaya (papaya)
Lineage: Eukaryota; Viridiplantae; Streptophyta; Magnoliopsida; Brassicales; Caricaceae
Product: Tetratricopeptide repeat (TPR)-like superfamily protein
Biological process (GO): RNA modification
Molecular function (GO): RNA binding; protein binding
Source: RefSeq, a predicted model, not a curated record
AACAACUUUCUGCUAUACAAAAAUUGAAGAAGCUAACGAGCAUAUUAGAUAUAUGAUUGUGGGAAAAGUAAAUCAAGAUGAGCCUCCUUAAUUGAUGGACUGCAGAAUUAGAACAGAAGCAUGUCGAUACCCAUCAUCUUCUCUUCCCUCCAAUUUUUAUCGCCUCCAGUGCACGGCACUGGUCGCCGAUCAAUGAGUCUUUUGAUAUUCGCAACGAGCAAGGUGCAAGAACUCGAGAUUUGAGCAAAAAAAAUGCGAUUUUUUUACAGACUGAGGUACCACGUCUUAAUGAAACCAGUUGCAGGUCAUCUAACACAUGUUCACAAUACUACAAAGAAGCAAACCUUCUUAAGCUUCUCCUCCUUGGCGUUUACUUCCGAUUUUUCUAAAAACCCACAUUCUCCCUUCCUUAAAACCCGGUUUAAAAGGCGUGAAUUGGCCAAUUUCUUGCAACUGUAUGUAUCAGAUAAUCCCGUUUACUAUAAGAUGAUACAUGGUCAGAUUGUCGUUUUGGGCUUUGAGUCGGAUACAUUGCUUCUGAAUAUUCUAUUGAAAGCUUAUUCAAUCUGUAAUCAUCUCGACGAUGCACGUAAGCUGUUUGGUAAAAUGUGCAGUAGGAACUUAAUUACUUGGUCGACGAUGAUUUCCGGGCAUGCCCAACAUGGGUAUAACGAGGAUGCUUUGCUGCUGUUUUCGGAAUUAAGAGAAGUUUGUGAUGAAAGUCCAAAUGGGUAUAUUCUGGCAAGUCUUAUUCGUUCUUGCACACAAAUGGGUAAUAGUGGUGAUCAUCUUGGCUUUCAGAUACACGGUUUUAUUGUUAAGAGUGGUUUUAGUCAAGAUGUUUAUGUGGGAACCGCUUUGAUUAAUUUCUAUGCGAAAAAUAUUUCUGUAGAUGAAGCAAGAGUGGUUUUCGAUGAUCUUGUGGAGAAAAAUGAGGUGACUUGGACUACGAUUAUAGCUGGGUAUGUCAAAAGUGGUAGAAGUGAAGUGUCCUUGCAGUUGUUUAAUCAAAUGAGAAAAACUAAUAUUGUCCCUGACAAAUAUGUACUAUCUAGUGUUUUGAAUGCCUGCUCAGUGCUGGAGUUUGUUAAAGGUGGGAAGCAAAUUCAUGCUUAUGUUUUGAGGAAGGAAGGUGGAACAGACAUGGAUGUUUCCGUUAUUAAUGUGCUUAUAGAUUUUUAUGUGAAAUGUGGAAAAGUGAAAGCUGCAAGGAGACUUUUCGAUCAGAUGGUGGUUAGAGAUGUUAUUUCAUGGACAACAAUGAUAGCAGGGUACAUGCAGAAUUCAUUUGAUAGAGAAGCCAUUGCGCUGUUUACUGUGAUGGCCAGACUGGGUUGGGAGCCAGAUGGGUUUGCUUGCACAACUGUUCUCACCUCAUGCGGUUCACUUGAGGUUCUAGAACAUGGAAGACAAGUGCACGCUUACACUAUCAAGGCUAAUCUUGAAAAGGAUGAGUUUGUUAAAAAUGGGUUGAUAGAUAUGUAUGCAAAAUGUGAUUCUUUGGUUUAUGCAAGACGUCUUUUUAAUGAUAUGACUUUUUAUAAUGUGAUAUCUUAUAAUGCAAUAAUUGAAGGAUAUUCAAGACAGGACAAGCUAUUAGAAGCUUUGGGUCUUUUCCAUGAGAUGAGGCUAAGGUUGCUUCCACCAAGUCUUUUGACAUUUGUUAGUCUUCUAGGUUUAUCUGCUUCGUUAUUAAUCUUGGAACUGAGCAAACAAAUUCAUGGUCUCCUAUUCAAAUUUGGGCUCUCUGAGGAAAUUUUAGUAGGCAGUGCUCUAGUAGAUGUUUACUCUAAGUGCUCAUUUAUCAAAGAUGCAAGACUUGUCUUUGAUCAAAUGAACGAGAAAGAUAUUGUAGUAUGGAAUGCAAUGUUUUUUGGCUACACCCAACAGUUGGAAAAUGAAGAAGCGCUCAGGCUAUAUUCAGAAUUACAGUUAUCAGGAGAGAGACCUAACGAGUUCACUUCUGCUGCUUUAAUUACUGCAUCUAGCAACCUUGCUAGUCUCCAACAUGGUCAACAGAUCCAUAACCAGAUCAUAAAAAUGGGUCUCGAAUUUGAUCCAUUUGUAACAAAUGCCCUGGUUGAUAUGUAUGCUAAUUGCGGAAGCCUUGAAGAGGCUCAUAAGACCUUUAGUUCUACAAUUCAUAGAGAUGUUGUUUGUUGGAAUUCUAUGAUUACAUCAUAUGCAAAUCACGGGGAAGCCAAAAGAGCUCUUAAGAUGUUUGAGGAAAUGAUAACACUGGGAAUAAAACCCAACUAUAUAACAUUUGUAGGUGUUCUAUCAGCAUGUAGCCAUGCUGGUCUUGUAGAAGAUGGGUUUCAACAAUUUGAAUCGAUUCCCCAGUAUGGUGUUGAACAAGGGCCAGAACAUUAUGCCUGCAUGGUUUCUCUUUUAGCCCGUUCUGGUAAACUCUAUGAGGCUAGAGAGUUUAUUGAGAAAAUGGCAGUGAAACCAUCAGCUGUAAUAUGGAGGAGCUUGCUUACUGCAUGUAGAGUUGCUGGUGAUAUUGAAUUGGGGAAACAUGCAGCUGAAAUGGCAACUUCAAUUGAUCCGGCAGAUAGCGGGUCAUACAUUCUACUUUCAAAUAUCCUUGCAUCUAAGGGUAUGUGGGCUGAUGUGAAGAAAGUGAGGGAGAGAAUGGACUAUCAUGGAGUAGUGAAAGAACCUGGGUGUAGUUGGAUUGAAGUGAACAAUGAGGUUCAUGUGUUCAUUGCAAGAGACACAACUAAUCAUAUAAGCAAGCUAAUUUAUUCAGUAUUAGAUAAUUUGAUCUUGCAAAUGAAAGAUUGUUACAUACAUGACACUAUUACACUUCUGCUGAAUGAUUGAGGAGAAAAAUGGUAACAGUGGAAUAUUUAUUUAUUCUUUAAUUUGGAGAUCUUCAGCAGUUAUGAAGAAGAAAACUUUCUUGCCCAUGUGAGUGAUUCUGAGCACAAAAUUACAUAUUUGUUCAGGGAGAUAUUUGAGUUUCAGCAAUUGUUUGGUUUGUGGAUUUGAAAGAAGAUUUGGAUGAUAGCUGCUGUAUAUGAACUUGUAGUAACAUUUUCCUGGUCUUGAGUACAAAUUAAAUAAACACGAGAGCUGCUGAAUGGCGAAGGUUAUGGUUUUUCCUUAUAAUGGAACCAUAAACAUUAGUCAAAAGCUUGUGGUUUGGAAAUAGUUUUGGGGGCAUAUUGUAAUCGGAACAUCAAGUUAAUCGGUGAAUAUUCUGAAACUCUAGUUCAUCCUUUUGUUACUGGAGUGGAAGAGAGAACUGAAACAUAUGGUAAAGGUCUCCAGAAGAUUAUUGUUGUAUGUAUAUAUUUUAAAUUAGCUCAUUUUGUACUGAGAAACGUGAAAUAAUAACAAUAGGAUUGCCCUCCUCAUUCAUCCUCUAA